Molecule: messenger RNA, 5817 nt
Organism: Centropristis striata (black sea bass)
Lineage: Eukaryota; Metazoa; Chordata; Actinopteri; Perciformes; Serranidae
Gene: jakmip2
Product: janus kinase and microtubule interacting protein 2
Exons: 23
Coding region: 1513-3981 (822 amino acids)
Molecular function (GO): kinase binding; microtubule binding
Source: RefSeq, a predicted model, not a curated record
AGGUUAUGUAAAAUUGCACGGUGCAAUACAACUCACAAUGUCUAUUUUUUACUAUCCUCUUCAUUCCCUCAAUGUUUCACAUUGAACUUUGACUUCAAGCUCAUUGACCCAAGUUGUCCAAGGAUUUAAGAUAUUGUUUCAUUAAGUUGCAAUUGAGAAUCGUUCGGUUGUCUGUCCAGUCACUGUGUCUGUAAGUUUCUUGCAUUCUUGUGAAUGUGAUAUCACAGGAACACCUUUAGGGAAUUUCCUCAAAUUGGGCACAAAUUUCCAGUUGGACUCAAAGAUGAACUGAUUUUGGUUGUGAAAUUACUUACUCCCAUCCCAUUCUGAUGAACGCAAUAUGUGAGGAACGCCCUGACGGAACUAUCUGUAGAGUCCGGACUCAAGGAUGAACUGACUGAUGUUUUGAUAAAUCUGUGAAUGAAAUGAAAAAGAAAGAGAAAGAAUGAACUGAUUAUAUGUUGGAAGUUAAAGGUCACGGUCACUUGCAAAAGUUGUUUUGGCCAUAACUCAAUAAUUCCUGUGCUAAUUAUGACAUUUCACACACGUCUCACAGGAUAAAAGGAGGUGAUUGCAUUUUAUGUCCUAAAGGUCAAAGGUCAACUUUACUGUUAAACUUGUUUUCAAUGGCAUUAUUCAACUCCAUAACUCAGUAGCAGAAGGAUUGUGACAAUGUUUCACAUUUGGUUUAAUACUGAAUUUCUGACACUAAUUUUGAGUGUCUACAUUAACAUUGUGAUGAUUGUAUAGAGCUUCCAAACACUGUUUUUGUUGAGUUGUUAAUAGUUUCCAAUUUAAUAUUUCUUCAAAGGGCCACAAUAUCAUACUAUGAUAGUACUAAUUUAAAUCCCAUAGUAUUUUAGUUCUAAUAUGCUAUCCUUCCUCUGGUUAAAAACCUAAGACUUCAUCUUUAGGGCGCCAUUGAACUGUCUGGGAUUCUUAUGUUAACUCAAAAAGCGUGACCGUUGUUGUGAUAUAACUUAAUGACAUUAGUACCAAUUUCUGUAGGGGUUACUGUAUGAUGUGCAUGUGAUGUUUUUUCUUGGGUUUAAGGACAACGUGCAAUAACAGAGUCCCAUUUACUGAAUGAUAUGGAGAAAAAGAAUUUCACCUGGAAAAUUACGUUCAUCUUUCCAUUUGUGCACAUACAAGCACAUGCAUUCUGUUAUUCAUGAGGAAAAUCAACCAUAUCGGCUCUUUCCGCAGACCCUGCACUUUGAUCUUAUGCACAUUUGUUUUUCUUCCUAUUUAACUCUUCUGCUACACAUAUUGAGCCCCUUAGAAGUUUCUCUUUGAACUUUUUUUUUCAUUGUCCCAAAGUCUCAAUGAUGUUCCCUCUGCAGUCUGUUCUAUGUCUCAUUCUGUCUCUGUGUGUCUCUCCUCCACACCCAAGCCCCUUUUUUUGAUAGGAGAAUGAGGAAGAGGAGGAACUGGAAACCCUGGGAGCGCGUUGGAAAGUUUCUGUGAAGUCUCAAUGAAAGCAUUAGAAGAGCUCCUCUAGUAUUUGACUCAAUGGCCAAGAAAGGGCGUACGAAGAGCGAGAAGCCCGAAGCGCUCAUCUCUUCCCUACAAGCCGCCAAUGAAGAUCUCAGGUCCAAGCUGACUGACAUUCAGAUAGAGCUACACCAAGAAAAAUGCAAGGUGAGCAAGCUGGAACGCGACAAGCUCCAGGAGGUGAAGCGGGUGCGGGAGCAGGAGCAGCACCGCCACACUGCCAUGAUGACGGAGCAGCGGGCCAAGUGGCACGAGGAGAAGCAGAAGGACCUCCAGGCUCUCAGGGAAAACCUGACGCGGCAGCAUGAGCAGGAGCUGGCCCGCCACGCCAAAAUCAAAGACCAGGAGAACCAGAGGCUCAAAGCCGCACUGAGCGCCAUGCGCGACGGCAGCGGGGAGAAGGUUCGCACAGCUUUGACCCUGGAAGCCAAGGAGGAUGCACGGCGCUUCUUCGACCAGGAGAGAGUGAAGCUCCUGCAGGAGAUCGUGGAGCUGAAGAGCGUGAAGAAGCAGACAGAUGAAGCUCUCAGCAACAUGAUCCAGUCGGACAAGAUGAAGGCCGGCGACCUGCGGGUGGAGCACCAGCAGCACCAGGAGCAGAUCUCCAAGAUCAAGUGGGACUCUGAGAGGGACAUCCGCAGACUGGUGGAUGAAAUCAAAUCUAAAGAUCGCACCAUCUUUGCUCUGGAGAAGGAGCUGGAGUCGACGUCAGGUUUCUUACAGAAGCUGCAGCUUCAGAAGGACGCCCUGGACGAACAGCUGUUCCUGGUCAAGGAGGCCGAGUGCGGCCUGGGGAGCCCAAAGAGAGAGAUCCCAGGCAGAGCUGGAGACGGAGCUGAGCACUGUGGAAGCCCAGACUUGAGGAGAAACCAGAGGCGCAUGGCUGAUCUCAACUCAACUAUUCGUAAAUUAGAGGACCGCAACUCCCUGCUGGUGGACGAGAGGAAUGAACUGCUGAAGCGAGUUCGAGAGUCAGAGAAGCAGUGUAAGCCUCUGCUGGACAAGAACAAGCUGCUGAGUAAGAGGAACGAUGACCUGACGCAGACCAUCCAGAAGCUGGAGGAGAAGCUCAAGGGCCUGGCCAGGGAGAACCAUGAGAUGAAGGAGAAGAUCAGCUCCCAUCCUCCUCUGAAGAAGCUGAAGUCCCUGAAUGACCUGGAUCAAGCACAUGAUGACCAGGAAAUAGCCUUUCUCAAGCUUCAAGUCCUGGAGCAACAGAGCAUGAUUGAUGAGCUGACACGAGACCGAGAAAAACUACUAAGAAAGAAAAGGCAUAAAAGAAGUUCGAGGCCAAUAAAGAGGCACAUCGUAGUAGACACCUUCUUUGGCUACGAUGAAGAGUCGAUGGACUCAGAAACGUCGUCAGUGGCUUCGUUCCGGAUGGACAGAACUCCUGCUACUCCUGAUGAAGACCUGGAGGAGGGUCUAGCCAACGAGGAGUCUGAGCUGCGUUUCCGUCAGCUGACCCGAGAGUACCAGGCCUUACAGCGAGCCUACGCCCUGCUGCAGGAACAGAAAGGAGGCAUUCUGGAUGCUGAGAUGGAAGCCAAGGCCCAAGAGCAGCUGCAAGCAGACGUUCUCAGGUACAAAGCCAAAAUAGAGGACUUGGAAAAGGAGCUGACCAUGAAAGGACAGGACUCCAAAUGGGUGGAGGAGAAGCAGCUCUUCUUACGGAGGAAUCAGGAGCUGUACGAUAAGGUGGAAAAGCUGGAGUCAGAGAGCAGUCGGGCGCAGCAGGAGCUACAAGACUCCAAAGACCAGAAUGAGCUGUUGGAGUUUAGGAUACUGGAGCUGGAGGAGCGUGAGAGGAGGUCCCCCCCAUUCAACCACCUGAGGAUGCAUCCCUUCUCUGAGGGAGUCAGCGCCCUGCAGAUCUACUGUAUGAAGGAGGGGGUCAAGGACGUGUGCAUACCAGAUCUCAUCAAACUUCUAGAUAUCCUGGGAGACAAUGGGAACUUGAGAAAUGAAGAGCAAGUGGCCAUUAUUCAGGCCAGCACUGUUUUGUCACUAGCAGAAAAGUGGAUUCAGCAGAUCGAAGGCACGGAGGCAGCACUGCACCAGAAGAUGAUGGACCUGGAGAUAGAGAUGGAGAUGUUCUGUAAACAGAAAGGAUAUCUAGAAGAGGAGCUGGACUACAGAAAACAGGCUCUGGACCAGGCCUACAUGCAAAUCCAGGAGCUGGAAGCAACUUUAUACAACGCCCUGCAGCAGGACAAGGUGAUAAAGUACGGCGAGCCUCUGGAUGAGCUGCAGAAAGACGAGCUGCGGACGGCGGUGGAGAAGCUGAGGAGGCAGAUGCUGAGGAAGAGUCGAGAGUACGACUGCCAGAUCCUCCAGGAGAGGAUGGAGCUGCUGCACCAGGCACACCAGAGAAUUCGUGACCUUGAAGACAAGACAGAAAUCCAGAGGAGGCAGAUUAAAGACCUGGAGGAAAAGUUUUUGUUUCUGUUCUUGUUCUUUUCUCUUGCCUUUAUCCUUUGGCCUUGAAGUCUUUGGCGUGUCCUGUAGCAGAGGUGGUGUGUCAGCUUGGAGAUCUUGUUUGUGACUGCAGUGUUAUUUAUUUUCUGGACAAGUGUGGAACAAUGUGCGUAGCAGUGGCUGCUAGUGUCAUAACAUCAGUGACUGCUGUCAGUGUAGGUGGAUUUGUCGUGUGUUGGCCUUGGACGUUCACACUUCGGAUUUUAUUUGUUUUAUUUUAUUUUUAACGGGGGUGGGGUGACUCACAAUACUGCCCAGGAUGGCUUUUUUUUUUUUUUUUUUUAAGCGGUGUUGGACAUUAAACGUCUCUCCAAACAGCUGGGGGAAUUGUAACAGGCUGCAAGAAUGACACACAUUAGAGAGACACUUAUAUUAGAUGCAGACACACACACAUAUACCUACAUGCACACGGUUUACGGACACGCAUGCAUAUACAGACGCAUGCAGAUGCAAACACACGCUUUGACAAAUCCAAACCAAAGCCUGGGAAAUGUUCUCUCUGCCAUGCAGGGUAAUAAUAUGUCAUUCAUCACCGUUUAGCCACAGUGGGCAUAUAAAGAGACAGAAAAACUCAUAGACAAGAAGGCAAACAAACCACCGGACCACAACUUCUCUUCUUUUUCUCUUCUUUCCUUUCCAAAAACCCCAAAAGACGUUCUUCAUGAAUGCAACCUCUUGGUGAUAUAGAGGCGAGCCAACUCAGGGCCCAUGAUUGCAGAGGCCAGUACUGGUCUCAGGUCAGAUUAUAAAGAGGAGGUGUCACCAGCCGGCCUGCCCCUCGCUGUUCAUAGGAUGGUGCUUACACAAACUGCUUGGACUCUCCAGAGAUUAUACCUGGAAAAAGACCGAACUACACCGCAGAGACUGUCGUGUAAAGACACUGAAAGGGGGAUACAGGACACUCAGGUUGACACGUCUUCACAGGACAAUUAAAGACUUGAGAGGUAAAAAGAGAAAGACAAGGUGACAGGGGGAAAUGGCUCUCUGAUCCAGCUCCACUCAACUUGGAUCUCCACAGAUUGUCAAACCGCUUCUUAAUUCUUUUCAGAAACCAGCAGACUGUAAGAUACUCUCUGGUUAUCUUUCUUUCUUUUUUACAGCUCAGAUACUGUGUCCCAAGAUUUCCACUGAGAGAAACAUCCCUAUCCUGUACUGUAAUAUAUACAUUUGUUGAUAUGUACAUGUGUCUGAAUUAUUUCAUGUAUUCUCCCCUUUUAUUUCUGUGAAUAGUUGCACUUUUAUUUUAAUCUCUGAAGCAGCUUGAACAGUUGAUGUAGUUUAUAAAUGACUCAAAGGGGUAUACAUUGCUCUGUUUUAUUGUGGUGACGGCUGCAAAGAUGAAUUUUAUUUCCUUGAAAAUUAUAACAGAAAAAUUGUUGGAAUAUGAAUGUGGAAUAAUGAAAUAUUUGCGUCCAUCUUCCUUUUUCCUCCCUCAAUCACACACAGUAUACUCUAUUCAUCUACUCUCUAACAAUGUGUUGCUCUGGUUGACCAGCAGGGGGUGCUGGUUCUACCUGAGCAACUUUCAAUUUGCCCUUUAAAGUUACAUUUAUCUUUUCACAAACCUGUAAAUAUUUUUCAGAUUACCUUGCAGUAUAUGCUCAUUAACUCUGGCCAGAUGAUUGGACGGUAUAAAUUUAAAUCUAACUGAGCAAGUCCUUGAAACCAUACGAUCACAUAUGUCGUUUGUUCUUACCCUCAAAUAUGACCCACAGGAGCGUUUUCAAAAUAAGAGCACUUCCUGGUUGCAGGAGAUCAACACGUCCUUAUACUAAACGUGAUGCCCACUGUAACGUUAAACUACUUCCUAAUGUCAGGGCAAACAAGUACAUGGUUAGGUGUUUA